AUGGUGCGUGUAAAAAAGCGUGCGUCGAAGCGCCAGGCGAUUAAGCAGCGUGUCAAGAUCCAUAAGAAGGUUCUUGAACACAAGCGUAAGGAACGCCGUGAUGCUAAGCGAAGCACACAAUGGAAGUCCCGCCGUAAGGAAGAUCCUGGUAUCCCGAACAACUUCCCCUUUAAGGAGGACUUGCUGAAUGAGAUUGAAGAGCGCCGCCGUCAGGAAGAAGAGCAGAAGAUCGCUGCUAGGGAGGCCAAACUCCGGGGCGAUUUCGAUGAAGAGUCGGACGAAGAAGAAGAGCUUCCAGCCCCUGGCUUUGAAGAGCCCAUUGAACUGCCUCAUGCGCCUAUGCUCCAUCGUCCCCUGCAAGACAUCCUCACCAAGCCGGACGAUAUCAAGGCGCUUGUAUAUGUCUUGGACGCUCGUGAUCCAUCCAGCUUCCGUAGCACUUGGCUGGAAUCGGAGCUGCAGGGCCACAAGAAGGCGCCUAAGCUGAUCUACGCCCUCGCUAAGGCCGACUUGGUGCCAGCGGAAGCCGUGACAGGCUGGACCUACGAGCUGAUGCAGGCCCACCCUACCUUUCCUGUCUCUGUCCUGCCUUCUGCUGUGAAGGACCAUGCAGGUGUUGAGGCGCUGGUAGCGUACUUGCAGGCCAACAUGAAGAAGGGCAACGUGGCUGUGAUUGGUUUGCAGAAUGCUGGUAAAACCUCCGUCGCGAUGGCGUUGCAGGGCGCGUUCCAAGAGAAGAACAGUACAACCCAGGUGUAUGAUACAACGAUGCUCGUCCCGUCCACGAUGAGCCUACCUAUGGCCGGGGAAGACGACGAUGAAGAGGAGGACGACGAGGAGGACGAAGACGAAGACGAAGACGAAGACAUUAUGGCCGAGCUGGAACGUCGUCAAAAGCUCGAUGCCAAGUACAUGUGGACAUUGAUGCGGAACCAAGGGCAUGUCCAGCGUUUCAAGGACCCAGUGGCCUUGGUGCGCUUGCUGCUGCCACGUAUUGCGCAGCCCAUCGACUUGAUGCUGACCUAUAGCAUUCCAGCCUUUGGCUCGUUUGUCCCUGAACGCGCUACGCUUGCUGACGAUGCGCCGAUGGAUGAGGUGGUGCGUGAGCAGCAUCGUCAGACGGAAGAAAAGGCGCAGGCGGAUACGGAACAGUUCCUGAUUGGCGUUGCUCGAUCUGUCGGACGUUUGAAACGUCAUGGCGUGCCUGAUGUGCUGGGCGCUGCGCGCUUGAUCCUGCGCGAUUGGUCGCAUGAGGGUUUGGGGUACUAUGCCGUGUCUCAAGCCAAGGCCAAGGCUAUCGAGACAGCGGGCACCAAGGAGGACAAGGCACGGUGGGCAAAGGCGGCCGAGCUGGUAGAGGCCAUGCCUGUUGUUCUUCCUCGCAAGGCCUGGCGUCAAACAUGGGAGAAGCGCGAGCUGCGUCUGAAGCCAUUGGAAUCUGCGCCUCUGGGUACCUCAUCGUUGGUCUUUGCGCCGCUGCCUGACAAGGACGACGAAGACGAGGAGGAGGAUGUGCCUGUCUACGCAGACGAUGACGAAGAAGACGACAUCCCUGUCUAUGAUGAUGAGGAGGACGAGGAAGAAGACGAGGAAGAAGACGAGGAAGAAGACGAGGAAGAGGAGGACGACGACGAGGAGGAGGAGGACGAGGAAGAGGAAGUGCCGCCUCCUCGCUCUUUGUCCAAGAAGCGGGGAGCCUCGACGGUGAUGCAGAAACGCGCUGCCAAACAGGCCAAGCCAUCCAAAGCGUCGUCGAAACCUGCCAAGACCUCGAAGCGGGCAGAGCCAGCGCCAGGCGAAGCCUACGAUAUUAAUGCAUACUUCUAG
Molecule: messenger RNA, 1827 nt
Organism: Malassezia pachydermatis
Lineage: Eukaryota; Fungi; Basidiomycota; Malasseziomycetes; Malasseziales; Malasseziaceae
Exons: 1
Coding region: 1-1827 (608 amino acids)
Cellular component (GO): nucleolus
Source: RefSeq, a predicted model, not a curated record